AGAGGCUCACCAGUGCGUGCAGCCAGAGGCUCCCGGUUGGGGCGCGCGGCUAGAGGCUCACCGGGGCGCGCGGCCAUGGGCUCGCGGCUGGGGCUCGCCGGGGCACGCGGCCAGAGGCUCGCCGUCAAGUUCGCUUCGAGUACUACUCUCUACGAGGCCGCGGCAAAGGCGUCGCAGGGCGGGGACGCCGUAAGGCCGGUGAGGCCGUGCGGCCGGGGGCGCGGGCUGCUACCCGCAAGGCGAGGACGCGCAGGCCAGUGGCAGCAUAGGACACGGCGGUGGAGGGCCUGGCCCUGGCGUCGGAUUAGAUCCUAGCCAACACGAGGGCCAAGCAGAUGGCAGUGCUAGCCGCUGAGCUUGGGCAGCUCAGGGAGAAGAUAUCCACGUUAGAAACCAAAUAAUUAUGUUUUAUGGAAAUUCUUAGAUGGAUUGUGCAAAAUUAUGGAAAGGAAAAGAAAGAACAACAGGAGGAUGGCAGAUCAAAGCAAGCAUCCAAUGAGAAAGCACAAUUUAGUAUUUGCUGGGAACAAGCAGUACCUGUCAUUUUCAUGUUCUCUGGGAUGUGAACAAAUUUGCAACUCAUAGUGGUUAAAAAAUUUAAGCAAGUUGCAGGUAAUUUUCAGCAGCUGUGAUCCCCUUAAUUUUUAGAUGAGUUAACUUGUUAAUUUCUUUUGAAGUAUCUCUGAGUGAGACUGCAAUUACUGUGCACUAAAUGAUGCUACUUGGAUGCCAAUUAAUAUGAUGACUUAAAUUUUCAUUCUCAAGUGUGGCUUUACUUUUUUCAUUUAAGAGUGACUUAAAUUUGGCAUGACUAUGUUUUCUCAAUCUGGUUGUGGUUCACUCGCAACCAUGAUUCUUCUUGAACUUGAUAUGUAUAUGAACAGGUAUGUUAAUCUAAACAAUUCAUAUUGAGUUGUUACUUCACUGUGCUUAGGAGUUAGUUGGAACUGAACACAGUAUUAUGUGAUUUAAUGGUUUAGUUGGUAGCUAUCUACUUCUAGAAUUGGUGUGAGAUGGAAGAUGAAGAAGCUAGAGAAGUGAUGGAACCUCUGCCACUAGCGAGUUUCAGGCAAAGAACACACAAGAUUUUGGCCAAACAAUGAGCAAGUACCAAAUAUAUAAGCAAUGCAGCCUUUUGGAGCAAGUACCAAACAUACAAGCUUGGAGCCUAUUGGAGAUAAAAUUUGCUAAAAGCCUAAAAUUGACUCCUUUUCAACAGGCAGAGCUAUUGUCAAAGCUGCAUACGAAAGCCUUAAAGAUAACUUGUAUUGGGCUAAGGUGCUUUACUGCUUUGUUUGUCAUGUAAGCACAGAACUAUUUUAUUUACAAAGUAGUGACAUGUAGAUUAUUCUAAUAUUCAUCAGUGUUCAAGACGUGAUCCUUUUGUAUCGGUCACUGAUUGAAGCUAAAAUUUACAGGUUGAUUAAUUUUCUUUUUGAUUUAUUUUGGAUGGUUUGGUUGAAAGAACAAUAUUUAUUCUUCAAAUUAGAGAUAAAAUUAUGUUUUGCUUAUUGUUUUUCUAUAACAGUAUUAUUGUAGACUCAUAUAUUUUAGUGUGACAAAAAUAUUUGGUUAUACAAUAUUGAAUCUUAAUGAGUUUUGUUUAAUGUUUCACCGUAGCGUUAGCACGGGCAUUAUACUAGUGAAUAUAAAGGUGUGUUUGGUUGGAGGACUCGAACCAUUCUAGAUAAGGUGGUGCAUCGUAUGUCUAUUUCUCAAUUUUAAUGAAAUAAUUUUGUUUAUCACACUAGUACUAAUUGUUACGAGCUUAUUUGGAACAGAGAAUUAUAAAAUUUAGGGACAAGGUGACCUGUGACCAUACAUCAACUCAUUUUAUUUUACAAAUAAAAUAAAAAUUGAGGAGUAAGAAGAUGAUAGUCUGUCACGGCAAAUUCUGUCGUCACCUCAUUCAAGGUCAAGGGUAUAUAUGUACAUCCCAGACCCAGAGAGCAGACGCCAGAGGGAGAGAAAGAGCCCUAGAGCAGGCACCAGGCAGCGAGCGGCCCAACUGGAACGCGCCGCGCCAUCCACCAUCACCACCACCACCCUCGCCCCUCUCUCCCGGGCGGCCCACGCCACGCGCAGCCAGACAGACAGAGCCACCUCACCCCACUCCGCCCUCCACUCCCGGUCUCCCGCUCCGUGCCGACGACACCCAAGGCCCGCCACGCCAGGAAAUCGAGCGCCCACCGAUGGCGGACGCGUCGCCGCUACUGCCGCCGGCGCCGGGGAAGUCACCGGCCACCGCGGCGCGGUUCGCGCGGUGCGCGUCGAGCGCGAACGACGAGCUCCGCAGCUUCCGCGCCUGCCUCGCCUGGCUGUGCGUCGACCACUCCUCCUCCCCGCGCGUCGCGGCCGUGGGCUCCUGGGCGGUCUUCCUCCUCCUCGCCGUCGCCGCGCCCGCGGCCGUCCGCCUCCUCCUCCUCCUCCCCCUCGUCGCCGACGACCCCCCGCCGCGGCCCUUCGACGGGCAGGUCCAGGUGUCGCUCACCCUGGCCGCGUCGCUCGCCUACGUCUCCCUCCGCGCGCUGCUCCACCGCGCGGGCGGGCUCCGCCGCCUGCUCUACCUCGACAGCCUCCGCCGCGACUCCGAGGACGUGCAGGCCGGGUACGCCGCGCAGCUGGCGCGCUCCUUCCGCGUCCUCGCCUGCUUCGUGCUCCCCUGCGCGCUCGCCGAGGCCGCCUACAAGGCCUACUGGUACCACGCCGCCGCCGCGUACGGCGGCGGCUCGCGCCGCCGCCGCUGGUGCUGGGCCGCCGCGGCCUGCGCCGUCGAGGUCGCCUCCUGGGUGUACCGCGUCGCGCUCUUCUUCAUGGUCUGCGUGCUCUUCCGCGUCAUCUGCUACCUGCAGAUCCUGCGGAUGGUCGGCUUCGCGCGCGAGUUCGGCAGGUUCGCCGACGUCGCCGCCGUGCUGCAGCACCACCGCCGGAUCAGGGAGCAGCUCAGAAAGAUCAGCCACCGGUACCGCAAGUUCAUCGUCUGCAGCCUCGUGCUCGUCUCCGCCAGCCAGUUCGCCGCGCUGCUCGCCACCACCAGGCCGCACGCCGUCGUCAAUCUCGCCACCGCCGGCGAGCUCGCGCUGUGCUCGAUGAGCCUGGUGGCGGGUCUGCUGAUGUGCCUGUACAGCGCGGCGAAGAUCACGCACAAGACGCAGGCGAUGACGAGCGUGGCGGCGGCGUGGCACGCGGACGCCACGGUGCACGCCUUCGACAACGACCAGGAGAACCCGGACCCGGACCUGCCGCCCACCGCGGGCUACUACCUGGCGCCCGCCAACGCCUACCGCGUGGCCGCCGGCGACGAGUCCGGCAGCGGCGGCGACGACGACGACGACAGCCGGAGCGAGUGCUCCUCGCUCGACGACCCAAAGUACGUGCCGUUCCAGGCCAACAACAUCAGCUUCCAGAAGAGGCAGGCGCUGGUGACGUACCUGGAGAACAACCGGGCGGGGAUCACGGUGUACGGCUUCGUGGUGGACCGGGCGUGGCUGCACGCGCUCUUCAUGAUCGAGUUCUCGCUCGUCAUGUGGCUGCUCGGCAAGACCGUCGGCAUCUCCUGAACCCCAUCUUUUUGCCUGCUCCUGCUGUCAGAUGCAGAGUUUUCACUGGAGGAAUGUACAAAUUGAGUGCAGAUAGAAGAUAUUCUGAUGCCUGAUGGAGAACAAAACAACUGCUUUACUUUGUAGGUUCAUUCGUUACUUUGUUAGCUGUCGAUAGUGAGCAUGUGAGAAGUUGUCCAGGUUUUUUUUUUUGACGAGUCCAUAGCCCCCCAUGAAUGACUCGAACCACUUGUCUUUUCACUACGUGUCCUCUAGUUUUUUUUUUUUGUGGUAAUUGUCACUUCAUCGACGCAAGUGAUACACGUACUGUGCUCUGGAAUGGAAUUUGUAAGGAAAACCAACUUGAUACACUGUGUUCCGCAAUGGCAGCAGAAAGGGAAACGAAA
Messenger RNA from Sorghum bicolor (sorghum), 3946 nucleotides. RefSeq lists its product as uncharacterized. Bases 1872 to 3560 code for a protein of 562 amino acids. The record is from RefSeq and is a predicted model, not a curated record. NCBI's taxonomy places the organism in Eukaryota, Viridiplantae, Streptophyta, Magnoliopsida, Poales, Poaceae. The transcript has 7 exons.